Myzus persicae (green peach aphid) is the source of this 3965-nucleotide messenger RNA. RefSeq lists its product as uncharacterized. Gene Ontology annotation, cellular component: nucleus. The coding region runs from base 16 to 3846 and encodes 1276 amino acids. The transcript is spliced from 13 exons. The record is from RefSeq and is a predicted model, not a curated record. NCBI's taxonomy places the organism in Eukaryota, Metazoa, Arthropoda, Insecta, Hemiptera, Aphididae. Gene Ontology annotation, biological process: regulation of DNA-templated transcription. Gene Ontology annotation, molecular function: protein binding; zinc ion binding.
AACUCAUCUUCGUCUAUGGUUAAUGGUUUAUAUGAUAACUUUACUGAAGAAAACAUGGAAGAAUCUGAUGAAAAUAUAGAAACCAUAAUGGAUGUUGAUUCAUAUAAUGAUCGUGAUUCAUUGCUGUAUAGUGGUUAUGAUGAUACAAGAGAAACUAGUUUUCAGUACGACUUACCUCGAUACUCUUUGCGUAAUGAAUCAUUAAUGGUGAUUGAAGAUGAUGAUGAUGAUGUAGAUGAUGAUGAUUUGUUGAGUGACAACAGUGAUUGUGGAAUUAUAGAUGCAAGAAAAGAAUUGAAUAAGCGUACUUCAGGUAAAAUACCCGAAGAAAACAUUAUAGUGAGUGAUGAUUCAGAAGAUGAUUCUGAUGUUGAAAUAUAUGAUGAAAUGGUGCAAAUAAAGGAAAAUAAUGUAUCUGGUGCUACUAAAAAUACAAACUUAUUUACAAGACAAAAAGAAAAUAAUUCUUUAAACGUAAAGAAAUAUUUUGUUCCAAAACAUAACUCCUCUUUGGUGAAAUUCAAUCCUUUGAUAAAAUCUAACCAAUUUAAAAUAGCAUCCACAGCUACAGCUGACAGGCCAAAAACUAUAAUUACACGCUUAAGACCAGAGUCUUUAGGUAAUAUUGAAGUUGGUCGUAAAAAAAGUUGUUUGAAACCAAAACAACAAUUGAAAAUCACAUCUUCGAAGGAAUCAGAAUCAGAAGUUUAUUUUGUCCCACACAAUGGUAUGAAUUAUAUGAUAAGCAAAAGAAUGCCUACAAAACCAUUGUUAAAGUCUAAUUCUUCCUUAUCACCUACAUUAAAAACAUCUGGUACUGUAAUUAGACCAAAUGAACAAACAAAACAAUUUAUGGUCAUGUCGUCAAAAGAUGCAUUAAAGGGUAAAAAUAAAGAAGACUCAAAGUUCAUAUCUCGAAUGCAACCAGUCUCUGAGGGAAAAUAUAAAAUGGUAACAAAUCAAGGACAGGUACCCAAUAGUUUUGAAAGUGUAUUCAAACGUAACCAUAAUUUUACUAAACAAAAAUUGGCUACAAAUCCUUCUCCAAAUGGGCAUAAAGUUGAUUAUUUUCAUUUAGGAAAUCCAUAUAAAUUUGCAAAUAUUAAGGAAACUGGAAAUGUUCAGCAUAAAAUACUUGAUGUGCCAGCUGUAAAGUCUUCUUGGAGUAAAAUGUCUAGACAAAAUGAACUUAGCAAUGAGAGUAGAAAUAAAAAGUUUAUUCCUCAUACUGUUACAAGUAAAGAUUCAAUAGAAAAGGAUUCUAAUAUUUUUGUAAAAAAUGGGGAGGUUAAAAUGAAUACAAAUUAUCACCAGAAAAUGAGUACUUCGCCUAGGUUUAUUAAGCUGUCAUCAAAUUCAGCAUCUUUGAAGCAAUCAGAUAGUCUACCGUUAAGUUGUGCUAGAUAUGGUAAAAUAACUAAAAAUGAUCAUAAAACAAUUCAGUUUUUAUCUGCAAACUCUCUUACAAAAUCUAAUACAAAAUUGAACUCUUAUGAAAUGCUAAAAGAUGGAAGUGAUGAUUCAAGUGGCCCUGAUGAUGAAAUAAUAAAUAAUUCAAAUUUUAGAAGAGCAGUUGAAGAACCUUCAAAUAAGUAUAAAGUACCAUUGUGUGACGAAAUUAUUGAUUUAGAUGCUCAGACUGACUCUUCUGAUGAAGAUGAUACAUCUGAUCAGUUUAUUUCUUGCAAAUAUGAAUAUUGUGAUACAUUGGUGUAUGAACCUGAACUAAUUGAUGAUUUAUACUGUAGUUUUACAUGUAAAAAUUUAGACUUAAAACAAACUGAAACAGCAACUGAAGAAGAACAUUUUGUUGAUGAAUCUUCCAAUGUAUCCAAAAACACUACUGUUGACCGAAAACACCUUUUAACAAAAUUGGAAAAUAGAAUACAUAAAAGGAAACAAUUGUUAACAAAUUCUUGUCCAGCAGAAAUAAUUACAGAAAAUGACGAUUUUAAUACACAGCUAAAAAAUUUUUUUAAUAAACCAUCAGAAGAUGAAAAUCAAUCUCUAAACUCAUCACUGCCAAUGAGUUGUCCAAUAGUGAUAGAUGAUGAUGAUGAUGAUGAUGAGGAUGAGGAUGAGGAUGAUAACUAUUUUGAUCUAAAACCUCUCAUAGAAGAUAAAGAUGUAUUAAAAUAUAUGACAGGGCUGCAAUUUAGAUCUGCCCCUAAAAAAUUGUUUGAUAGACCUUUUCCCACUGAAAAGAACUUCUUUGUAGUAGGACAAAAACUAGAAGGCAUUGAUCCCAAACACGAAGCACUAUUCUGUGUUAUGACUGUAUCAGAAGUUUGUGGAUACCGCAUCAAAUUACAUUUUGAUGGUUAUGAGGAUGAUUAUGAUUUUUGGGUAAAUGCAGAUUGUCCAGAUUUGUUUCAUCCGGGAUGGUGUGAAAUGAAUUCACGCAUUCUACAACCACCAUACAGUUAUGAAAAUGCAUUUGAUUGGAUUAGUUACCUUAGAGAAUGUCAAGCCCUACCUGCUCCAAAACGCAAUUUCGUCUCAACUAAAAACCUUAAUAGUUGUAAAAAUCAACACAAAUUUCAUAUUGGAGGUAAAUUAGAAGCAUUAGAUAAAUUAACUCGUACACUUCCAAAACAGUUAAUAUGUGUUGCCACUGUUGCUGAUAUAUUGGGUAACCGUGUUCGUAUUCAUUUUGAUGGGUGGACAGAUGAUUUUGAUUAUUGGGUAGAUAUUACAUCAACUAAUAUACAUCCAGUAAAAUGGUGUGAUAACAAUGGUCGAACCCUGUCUCCGCCUAGUGGUUAUAAUGAUAUGAAAGGAAGAAGACCUUUUGAUUGGAUUGAAUACUUAGUAGAGACAAAUAGUAAACCUGUUCCUGAAGAUGCAUUUAUUCGUAGACCUUUACGAGAUUUUUCUAACAAUAUGAUUAUUGAGGUUGUUGAUCUUGUUGUUCCAAGACUAUUGAGAAUUGCUAAGGUAGUAGAUGUUAGAGGCGAUGAACUAAAAAUUGUUUAUGAUGGAUUUGAUAAUGAUUAUGCAUACUGGGUUGAAGAUGAUAGUCCAGAUAUACAUCCUGUUGGAUGGUCGUCCAAAACUAACCAUCCAAUUGAACUGCCUCCAGCAUAUAAUACACUCUGGAGUUGCAAUAUUCGUGGUUGUAAAGGUAAAGGCAAUUCAUCAAAUAAUUUGAAAAUGGAUCAUGACGAAUUAAUAGAUUGUCCAUAUGAAAUGGAUUCAUGGAAAACAGCGGUUGCUGGGUUGGCUAAGAUGCCUGAUCGAUUGAAAGCUCAUAAUGUUAUAAUUAACACAACAUUGCCAAGUUCAAAAAUUAAAACUGAUGAAAAUAAGAAAAAACCCAGAAUAAAUACAGAACAUAUGAAUAUGGCUAGAAUCAGAGAAAAAAUAAAUGGAAAAAGAUUAAAUUUGCUGUUGAAUGCAGCCGAUGAACCAGAAUGUGAUACUGAUAUAAGAAACGACAUUUCAAGAUACCAUUGCAACAAAUUGAGCAAAACAAUUGGUUUGAGCAUUUUGGGGUAUAAUUUGGGCUCAGUAUCAAUGGAAACACAAACCAGUUUUUGGACCAUACAUAAUGCUCAACUAGGUAUACCAUUAUUCAAUUCAACUGAUGCAAGAAAAUGGUCCAUUCAAGAAGUAGCUUCAUAUGUUCAAAAAGUGGUGGAUUAUUAUAAAUCAAAUAUUAAUACCAACAAAGAAAUGAGUAUAUCUGAUCGUUUUAUUGAACAGGAAAUUGAUGGUGAUUCAUUUUUAAUGUUAACUCAAGAUGAUAUCAUGAAAAAAUUAAAAGUUCCACUAGGUCAAGCAUUAAAAAUAACCAAUGCCAUUAUAAUGUUAAGACAACGAGUAUCCGGAUAUGAAUGUAUGUAGUUGUAACCUACAUUCCUGGACAUUAAAAUAUUGACUUUUACUUUUAAUAUGAAACUUUAUAUCAUAUAUAUCUCAUAACAUUAUUAUUUUUAAAAACCUAAUUCUAAGCAUUUUUUUGU